CCCGGCAGGUGGCGGUAAUUUGCGUAGAAGCUGGUUGAUGAACUGCAAUUCAAACUCGAAGAAGAAAAGGAGGAAGUUGACCUGGUAACGGCUGCAGCUAAUAAACAGAAACACUUCGCCGGUAAUUUAUUCCCAGAGCUCAGUUCUCUCCUCCUUCUCUGUUCCGGAAUAAUAUUGCUCCUUCGCUGAAAGGUCAGAUAUGAGUAUGGUGUCAAACAGUCGGUGCUAGGUAGCGUUAGCAUUGUUAUUAACGCCUGUUAGCUACCGUAUCUCAGGCGGCUGCUAAUUACGUUAGCUACUUUUGGUUAUCAGGUGUCAUAAGUGAAAACAAGAGUUGUCACGCGUCUGACCACCGACCCCCUGUCCUCUGGAUCUCUGCAGGCUCAACACUGAGGAAGAAAUGGACGAGAUAAAGACCGAGCCUGUGGAUUUUGUGAAGGAAUUUCAAGAAUACCUGACACAGCAAACCCAGCAUGUCAACAUGAUCUCCGGCUCCGUGUGUGGAGAGAAGGACUCACUGGAGCCGUUUCAAGCCGCUGCACCCAGAAGUGAGCAGAAUGGCCUGGACCCUCCGUCUGUGGAGGUGAGCCUGGCGAUGGAGGAUGGGUCCGAUGUGCAGAUGGACGGCCUGGAGAGGACCUGUGAUGGCAAAUACAAGUGCAGCUACUGUAGUUAUGCCAACAAGGGCAUGGCUCGCUUAAUAGAGCACAUCCGCAUCCACACAGGAGAAAAGCCACACCGCUGCCAGCUGUGCCCAUUCGCCUCAGCAUAUGAGCGCCAUUUGGAAGCCCACAUGCGUUCGCACACAGGAGAGAAGCCAUACAAGUGUGACCUCUGCGCCUUCCGCUGCAGCGACCGCAGCAACCUGUCGCACCACCGUCGCCGCCGCCACAAACUUCUGCCCACGAGGGUCGUUCGCUCUUCCUUCUCCAACAAGAGAAUGCUGGGCGCCUUGCAGAAGAGGACGGGCGCGCUUGGCUUCAGCAGGCGACUGCUUAUCAAUUUCAACCCUCCCUCCAUGGUGAUGCCAAAGUCGGAUUAUCUAAACGACUUGUCUCACAAGCUCCACUACCAUUUGAAUGGCAGUGAGUAUAAGGACCUUCCCAAGGUAGAUGAGAAUGAUAGUCACAACAGAGACGCUAAUGGUUUGACGUUUAAUAACCCGCUGGACCAGCUUUCCACACUUGCUGGCCAGUUGGCCGACCUUCACCCUGAGUCUCAGACUGCAGCAUCUCCAGACAGGGAGUUUUUAGAAGAUGAGAAGCCCAUCCUCGUACAUCAGGUCUCUAUUGACCAGGUUGCAAUGUGUUCAAACAGAGUGCAGACAUCACCUCCUAAAGAAGAAUCUCUCACCUCAGGCCGCGGCAGUUGCAGUCCUGUUCCUGGCCUCGGUUUUGAGAACAACAUGAACACGCUUCCUGCGAGUGUGAGCAACAGCCAGCCGAGCACGCCCACUCCUGCCCUGAACACACUGGACCAACAGCUCUUUCAAAAAUGCCCGCACUGUGAUAUUGACUUUUCUGACAAUAUCCUCUACACCAUUCACAUGGGCUGUCAUGACUACGAACAUCCAUUCCAGUGCAACAUCUGUGGACACAUGUGCACAGACAAAUAUGACUUUGCGUGCCACUUUGCCCGUGGCCAACAUAAAAAGUGAUUCCUUGUGGCAGAGAAGCACAUGGAGUCAGAGAUCCUUGUGUUUUCGGUAAAUUGUAUUAAACAGUCACACUGGCUUUAUAUUUUUGUUUUUGUAGAGUUUACUAUCAAUUUUACACUCACUAACUGCACUAUAUACUUGGCUUACGACAGCUCUACACAACUUUCAACUACAAGCUUUUUGACAUUAUUUUGACUGAAUACAACGACAGACACAUAUUACACAAUAGCGUAGUUUGCAGUGUUAGGAAACCGACCUUUGUCCUUUGUGUUUCAUUGUGAUUUUGCAGUGAGUCACCAGGGCUUCACAGUAAAUCACAAAUACACAGGCAACUACAUUUUAACAAACAAAAUAAUCAACAGUAUUUAAAAAUGAACACAGGUAUUCACUGCAGGGCUGAUAACCUGUCAUUUGUCCACCAACUGUAUAUCUGUUAAUCUAAAGUUUCUGUCUCAGUUAAAUCAGCUGGACACGUUUUAUUGUGAUGAGGUGAAGUGGGAUGUUUAGAGACCGAUGAACUGAUCAACUUGUUUUCUGUUCAAAACUUAACUUUAUGUUCAGCUAAUCUUUAAAAUCCUGCUCAUGCUCUAUUUAUUAAUACCUCACUUCAUAAAUUGUAGAAGACCUCCUAUCAAAUCAGUCAAUAUUUUAGAUAGAUUUACACUGUUUUUUUAAAAUAUUAUUUAUACCCCUGAAACUCUUUUCUGAGUAUUUAUAAAUUGUCUUUUGAGUGGUUUUGUGGUUCUGUAUUUAGCAAUUUUUUUAGCACAAAAUCAAAGCUCACUGUAGCCACUUCUAAUUUGUGUAGUAGCCAAUAUUGAGACACUGUAAAGAUUCAGGGUAACACUGUGACUAUAAGAUGUAAUGUGAUGUUCAGUUCCUUUUUUUUUUUGUUUACUUUUAAAUAGAAGUUUUGGAUUUCAUGGAAAUCUUUGUUUAAUGUCUCAAGACUUUAACUUGUUCGGUUUGUAUAAUCUUAUGGACAGAAAAUGGGAAUCAUCACUGGGAUGUUUAUCCAUUUUAACCUUAAGUAUAUGAUGUGUGUCCUGACAAACAAGAUAAAAAUGUUAUCUCGUCAAGAUUUCAUACCCUGUUUGUAGACGAUUGAUGUGGAUUUUGAAGAAAGUUAGAACUUAAAAAUUUGUUUUUAUAUGUCAUAAUAAAUUAUUGAAGGGA
Hippoglossus stenolepis (Pacific halibut) is the source of this 2833-nucleotide messenger RNA. RefSeq names its product zinc finger protein Pegasus. Gene Ontology annotation, biological process: regulation of transcription by RNA polymerase II. Lineage: Eukaryota; Metazoa; Chordata; Actinopteri; Pleuronectiformes; Pleuronectidae. The coding region runs from base 401 to 1657 and encodes 418 amino acids. The record is from RefSeq and is a predicted model, not a curated record. The transcript is spliced from 3 exons. Gene Ontology annotation, molecular function: DNA-binding transcription factor activity; RNA polymerase II cis-regulatory region sequence-specific DNA binding.